Molecule: messenger RNA, 3585 nt
Organism: Caenorhabditis remanei
Lineage: Eukaryota; Metazoa; Nematoda; Chromadorea; Rhabditida; Rhabditidae
Exons: 16
Coding region: 1-3585 (1194 amino acids)
Biological process (GO): regulation of transcription by RNA polymerase II
Cellular component (GO): nucleus
Molecular function (GO): RNA polymerase II cis-regulatory region sequence-specific DNA binding; DNA-binding transcription activator activity, RNA polymerase II-specific; cysteine-type endopeptidase inhibitor activity
Source: RefSeq, a predicted model, not a curated record
AUGUUAGUUUUCAUCAUUUUCACUGUAUUCUCUGUGAUUGCUGCUUCUAGUCGAUUCGGUGAACCUAGAUCAGGAGGGGUGGCAAAACUAGAUCCGAGAGAAUAUGAGAUUCUCAGUGUUGGAAAACAAUCUGUCGCAGGAGAGAAAUUCUAUCUUGACAUAGUUUUUGGAGAGUCAACAUGUGAAAAAGAUGUUCAAAUUUCUGAUUUGUUUUUUGUGGAAUGUUCAUUGAAACAAGAUGGUCAACGUUCUAUCUGGAAAGUUACUGAUCAUGAACGAGUAUGGAUGAAAGGUGCUGAAAGAAACGUCGUUACAGUUUCUAAAUGUAUGUCUCUCACCUACAAUGCAGAUGAAAACUACUACGAACCGCCUCUAACACCACAGCCAACCUGGGAUCUCCCGUGCACUUAUGAACAACUGGGUAGACCCGAACACAAUCUGGACAAGUUUAUAGAAGCAAUGUUUCAGUCGGUCUCGCCGGCGGCUACCACGCCUGGACCGGGUCAGAUAGUGGCUUUACAACAGAUACAAGCGUUGAUGGCUCUUCAACUCCAGCAAAACAACAUAUUUCCAAAAGUUGACGAUCAUUCUAGCUCCCCCACCCCUGAAAUGGCAUCUCCAUCGGCGAAACGAAUAAAAUUGUCGCCAAACACAAGCAAUCACAGUGAUGUAAGUGUUGCCUCAACGUCAAAAGGAAUCAGUGGAGAGGCGAAAAAGUCACCCAAGAUAUUCAGAAACCACCGUCCUUUUUUCUUUGGCCAUCCGAGAGCUUCUACUAUUCCUGCCCUGGGAAUCUUCGCAUCGGGUAUCCCACGACGAGAGCUACUUCUCCUUCGGGAAGACCCCCCUUCAAGACUCGACUUUCACGCGCCACCCAUCCAUCCGGUCCCAUCGUCUCCGUCGCCGCCAACGCCACGAGACUCCGAGAUGGAUUAUCAUCAGUCUUCUUCGGUAGCUUCUUCCGAAUCAUCCACAGCAUCAACAGUAGCAGCAGCGGCUGCUGCUGCCGCUGCCGCUUCUAUUCAUCAGCAUCAUCAUCCUCAUCACUUGACAAUGAUGAUAGAUGAAAAGCCAAAUCUAUCAGCUCUAUAUUGUGAUGAUGGUUUAUUAUCAAGAAGUUUGACUGAUAUGGUAUCCUCUGGUGGGUAUGAUAGUUCUUCAUCAGCUCUGAGUGCAGCUGCAUCAAUGUGUUAUCCAACACCUGAUGCAUAUUAUUAUCAUCCACCAAUACCUCCUCAACCACCCCAACAACAGCAAGGGUUCGGUCCAACAGAUGCGUGGCUUCAGAUGCAAAUGCAGCCAACAUAUCAUAACUUCAGUAAUACUGUAGUUUCUACUAAUUCCCCUCUUCCAAAUCAUCUUCUCAGUUAUGGCGGACAACCUUCGUUCGGUAAGUGUCAAUGGGGUAAUGAGAGAAAUUAUAAUUGCGUAAGAAGGGCUUUUGGCGCCACCCACAUCACAAUCAUCCCAUAUCAAUCUCUCACAUACAUAUUGAAAAGUUUUUCCAUUCGAUUGUCCCGGUUACAUCGAAUGCUCAACCCAUAUUACUAUCCGUAUUAUUAUGGACUCGGAACUCCAGUUCCUCCGAUUCCUCCCGCUACUACGGGUGCACCAGCCUUUCCUAUGAGCUCUGUGUCUACUGUAAUCACUAGUACUGGUAACGCGACAUACACUUCUCCAAGUGGCUCAACAUUAACCAAUCUCGAGUCUAUCGGCAGUGGGUCAUCUGAUUUUCCAAACGGCCCGCCAGCUCCGACCUUCCCACCGCCGAACUUCUCGACUCCAACUCCGUUCCAAUUUAACUUCAAUUCGUUCACUCCUGUUCCGUCAGGAGCGCUGACAAACCCAGUCGUGAACACUCCGAAAAGAUAUGAACCAUACGAUAAAAAGAGCUCGAAUCCUAAAAAUACGCCGGCUAGAAAUCGAUUUGGGCAAUUCUCAAGUGCUAUGGGAAACAUGGGAAUGUUCGGUUUGGCUGAUCCAUUCUACACUCUUGGACAAGCCACUCCGAAUACUUCUUCAUUUCUGGACACGUCAUCAUCAAGUUUCGGUCUCCCAUCUUCAGCCGUCGCCAAUCCAAUGUCCAGUUAUCAAGCAGCUUUCCAAGGAAAACUGGCAAAUCUUCACAGUAUGAUAAGUGGAUCUGCUCAGACAUUAACAAGCGAUCGGAUGAUUGAUUUCAUUAAGAACAAGGAGACAUUGGAGUGCAUCAUAUCUAUAUUCCACGCCAAAGUUGCCCAGAAAUCAUACGGAAAUGAGAAGAGAUUCUUCUGUCCACCUCCAUGUAUCUAUCUGAUCGGUCAGGGAUGGAAAGUCAAGAAGCAGCGUGUUUUCGAGUUGUUCAAGACUUUUAAAGCAAAUUCACAGAAAGAUCUUUUGAAUACUAUGGAAACUGAGCCACUUCACGAGCAACAAGCUUCGGAGCUUGUCGCGUACAUAGGAAUUGGAUCAGACAACUCGGAAAGACAACAGUUAGAUUUCUCCGCCACCAAAGUGAGGCAUCCAGGAGAUCAGAGACAGGAUCCAAAUAUACAUGACUAUUGUGCCGCCAAAACACUUUUCAUCAGCGACUCGGACAAACGAAAGUAUUUCGAUUUGAAUGCUCAGUUCUUCUAUGGAUGUGGAAUGGAGAUAGGACAAUUCGUUUCACAACGAAUCAAAGUUAUCUCGAAACCAUCGAAAAAGAAGCAGAGUAUGAAGAACACCGACUGUAAAUACCUGUGCAUCGCCAGUGGAACGAAAGUUGCUCUCUUCAAUCGUCUCCGAUCACAGACAGUGAGCACGAGAUAUCUUCAUGUUGAAGGUGGUGCUUUCCAUGCUUCGUCGACAAAAUGGGGAGCUUUCACCAUCCAUUUGUUUGAUGAUGAACGUGGAAUGCAGGAAGCUGACAACUUCGCUGUUCGUGAUGGAUUUGUAUAUUAUGGAAGUGUCGUGAAGCUUGUGGAUAGUGUGACUGGAAUAGCUCUCCCAAGACUGAGAAUUAGAAAGGUCGACAAGCAACAAGUGAUUCUGGAUGCAUCAUGUAGUGAAGAACCAGUAUCACAACUGCAUAAAUGUGCAUUCCAAAUGGUCGAUAACGAGAUGGUCUACUUGUGUCUCAGUCAUGACAAGAUCAUUCAACAUCAAGCACAAGCCGUCAAUGAGCAUCGUCACCAAAUCAACGAUGGAGCUGCGUGGACAAUCAUCUCAACUGAUAAGGCUGAAUACCGAUUCUACGAAGCGAUGGGAGCCGUCGCCAGUCCGAUAUCACCGUGUCCAGUUGUCGCAUCACUUGAAGUCACCGGAAACGGAGAAAAAGUAGAAUUACAUGGAAGAGAUUUUAAGCCCAAUUUGAAAGUGUGGUUUGGAGCAACUUCAAUGGAAACGACGUUUGAAAGCGAAGAGAAAGUUACGUGCUCUAUACCACCGGCUUCGCAAGUGAGAAAUGAGCAGACGCAUUGGAUGUUCACGAAUAAGCAGACGAAUGAUGUAGAGGUUCCGAUUGCACUGGUUCGAGAUGAUGGUGUCAUCUAUUCAACGGGUCUAAUCUUCUCCUACAAAUCAUUAGAACGACACGGAAACAUGCGAAUCCUUUCCACUUUCUAG